Molecule: messenger RNA, 2325 nt
Organism: Zophobas morio
Lineage: Eukaryota; Metazoa; Arthropoda; Insecta; Coleoptera; Tenebrionidae
Product: tetratricopeptide repeat protein 39C-like
Exons: 8
Coding region: 173-2248 (691 amino acids)
Biological process (GO): cilium assembly
Source: RefSeq, a predicted model, not a curated record
UUCAAGUAGUGUGGCAUUGACACAUCUGUCAAAAUAAACGUUUUGUUUUCGGUUAUUCGUCCCGUUAAAUUUUAGUGAGUGUAAUUAACCACCAGCAGUCCCUCCAACAAGUACAAUAACCAAAACAUGCUUCAAUACCACUGAUCGAUCACCCCAUCGGGACGAAACUAGCAUGGCUUCAGGAAUAAACGAGCACAAGGCGAACGUGGUUUGCGACGAAGAAGUGCCUGACUGGGUGCUGGCGAAACGGGGGAUUAAGCUGCUAAUAAACAACAAUGCGAGAGAGGCUCAAGAGCUCUUUUCCCGAUACCCAGAUAAUAUAACCAUGUGCGCAGGAUAUUCCUUCGCAGCUUUUAUGGAUGCCUUAAUGACCUUCGAAGAAGAUAAGCUCAAUUUAGCGACAUCUGUCCUCAAAGAGGUUGAACGGAAGUGCACUUCAGAGAACGGGUGGUUUAAAUCAAUGAAGAAAGCCUUCGGUUCUAGUGAUAACAGUUCACUGGCUCAAACUCUGGAAACUCAAAUCAUUCUAGCGGAUUCCCAAGUGUGUUUAGCGAUUUUAACGUUCUUACAGCAAGACAUUUCGGGGUACUUUAAAGGCGGGUGGGUGUUGAGGAAGGCUUGGAAGGUGUACCAGAGCACCUACCAGGAGAUACUCCAACUGUAUAAAGAGAUAAUCGGCGACAAUGACAAGCAGUUGCCAGAGGCGGUUAUGGAAACCACGAGCACCACCCCUGUUAGUACUCCCGGUAGUGUUGAAAGCAGCCCCCCGAGCUCCGAAGCGACGAAAUCCGAACCCGAUCCACCCCCCAACGGGUAUAUUAAAAAAAUCCCUUACUCCCAUUCCGCCAUCUUGUCCCAUCACACCCACUCCCAACACGACUCUUCCGGAGCUUCCACUCCCAACUCCAUGAAAAACAACUGCAGCAGAAGUAGCAUAGACGCUUCUGCGAUGACGUUUCUAAAGAAGUCGUUUUCGGUCAACAGCGCCUUAUCCAAACACGUUCACAAAACGGACUGGAGUUCUUUCACCAGUUCGCUAUCACUAGCCUACCUCACUUCCACUUUUCAUCUAUUCUCACCUACAGAAAAACUGAAAGGAGCCCAGAUUGAUAAACCUACGAUUGAAAGAUUGAUGGGAGCGGUGUCCUUUGGGUAUGGUCUAUUCCAGUUAGGUAUAUCAUUACUGCCACCAUCUCUGCUAAAACUCACCAAUUUUUUGGGUUUUGGCGGGAACAGACAAAACGGUGUUUCGUGUUUGAUGUAUGCCAGAGAAGGGGUGGACAUGAGGGCGCCUCUAGCCACGUUGUCGCUGUUGUGGUACCACACGAUAGUGAGGCCUUUUUAUGCUCUGGAUGGGAGUAACGUCCAGGCGGGGGCUAACGCAGCCACGCAGCUACUACAAGAAUCAGAGACGGAAUAUGGACUCUCAGCUCUAUUUCUUUUCUUUAAAGGAAGAGUCAACAGACUGAGCUCCGACAUACCAAAUGCUCUUAAAUCGUUCCAAUCGUCCGUUGACCACGCCGCUCAAAGAGAAAUUAAGAUCCUAGCGAUGCACGAAGUCGGCUGGUGCCACCUAAUCCAACUCGACUACUGCAGCGCAGAAAGUACCUUCACCUACCUCAAGUCCUGGAGCAGAUGGAGCCGAGCCUUCUACAGCUACCUAGCGGCCAUAUGCUGCGGUUCCUGUCAAAACCUCACCAACUUAACCACCAUUAAAGAAAUCAAAAACACGACUCCAACCAACAGAGGCAAUCAGCUCGAUGAAUUUUUAGCCCGAAGAGCUAAAUGUUGUCCGUCCAACGAUGACGAUCUCUCCAAGUUACCAUCCAUUUUCUGGAAACUGCUCCUCUACGAAAUGCUGUAUCUCUGGAACGCGUUACCAAGUUGUUCAGCCCAAAACAUAGAAAAUAUCAAACUAGACUGCGAAGCAGUUCCGACUAGUGGAAACGAGCCGAUGUUGGGUCUGUCGAAACUGAUUCUAGGUUGUUGCUACUGCAUCCAGAGGCAGUACCCUAAGGGGAUCGAAAACUUUAAGUUGUGUCUAGAGCUGAGGAAGGAUUUGCCCAGUAAUGCCGUCGAUGCUCACAUUUCAGCUUUUUCGCACUACGAGCUAGGAGCUUUGAUGAUCAAAACAAACGAAACCAAAGCCGAGGGUAAAACGCUUCUACAGAAUAUUUCUUGUUACAAGGAUUAUGAUUUCGAGCAGAGGCUCAAUAUAAGAGUCCACUCAAUGCUGAAGCACUUGUAGACCAAAGUUAGACAAUAUUUACGAAGUUAACGAAAUGUAACAUAGAGCUAUUUGCAAUAUUUAAAAAUAAUUUUAUA